AACAGAUGAACAUAUCAAUCUUGAGCUUGUUGGGCUCUUUGAGCACAGCGCGUCUGCCGAUGGUGAACCAGCGCUUGUGCUCGUGUAUUCCCGCCCUUCUGUUUGCCACCCUCCUUCUCUUUUUAUCUUCUGCACAUGCCUACCGCGAGAAUUAUACGUGCCAUUUCGCACCUUCCAUCCCUGAAGAUCGUCGUCCAAGUCCUUAUCGACUUCGUAUAGUCCAGUUCAACGUGGAAUUUUUCUUCCUCGAUCAAAGUGAAGGAGGUUUAGUAUGUCCGGGACCUGAUUGUCCUUGGCCAGACGCGGAAACUGCGCAUGCUCAUGCACUUCGGAUAGCCAACGUUUUGAAAGAAUUGCGACCUGACAUUGUGAAUUUGUGCGAAGUGGAAGGAUGUGACGAGAUAAACUGGUUGGCGACGAGGUUGAAUGAAGAGGCCUCCGAGCGCGUGCAGGAAGAAGCAGGACCAGACACGCCGACUCAAGCCUUUGGCUACAAUUAUUUCCUGCUGAAAGGCCAGGACACUUUUACGGGUCAAAACACUGCCCUUCUCACCCGUAUCGAUCCCUCCACGGACCUUGAUCGAAGCACCGACAGGGUUCCAUACCCUCUGCCUGGAUCCCAGUGUGGUUGGGAGACAAGGAGAGCCAGCGCCUGGGCGGGGGGAAAUUUCCGGCAGCAAUUUGGAGACCGAACCAACGGGCACAUUGGAGGGUCGGCCGAUGGACAGGCGGGGGUUUCCAAGCAUUAUUUCACGACCUUCCACCUGCAAGAGGUGGGCGUGAAAAUCGCCAUAGUGGGGAUCCAUCUGUUGGCCCGGCCCAUAGACCCAGAGCGAUGCGCGGAGCGGGAGGCCCAAGCCACGGUGUUGCGGGGUGUGGUCGACGGCUUUAUUGCCGAGGGUUACGAGGUUGUCGUCCUCGGUGACUUUAAUGACUUUGAUGGCUCGGUGCCGGACAUCAACAACAACUUGCCCACGUCCCGCGUGAUGGAAAUUCUGAAGGGAACGGAUCUUUUUCCCACCGCCACUUUUCUGCCUCAAGCAGAGCGUUACACCGAUUGGUGGGACCGAAAUGGAAAUUGUCAGGUGGACGCUCCGGAGGAGCUGGAUAUGAUCGACCACGUCCUGCUCACAAAAGGCCUGCAGGAGCGUGUCAUUGCCGUGUACGUCUACCAUGCGUAUGACGAGUAUUGUGGCACCUUAGAUAGCGACCAUUACCCGGUGGUGAUUGAUUUGGAGUGGGAAGGGGUCAAGAAGGAGUGGUUGGACGACUUGGAAACGGAAGGGUCAAGCAAAAUGGCGUAAAAUUAUCUGUAGAUGGUCAAGUUCUGUAAAGGGUGCGAUGAAACAGAAAGAUGGAGACAAGUCCCCAAAAAUCGAUAGGCACGUAGAUUGUACAUAGAAAGAUGAGUACGCCUGUGAAGGUGAAAAUGGAUGACGUCAUGACUGAAUGGCAGUGGAUAGCUGGAGAAAUCGACGUUCCUUGGGGGACCGGAGCUUGUGUCAGUACGACUUGAGCAAAGUAAAGAGCACGAGCAAUCAGAAAGCGGAGGAGCGGAUGAUCAUCUUGAUGCGAAUGGCAAGCGCUUGAUCUUAUUUUGCCGUGUAACCUUUGACACGAAUAUAAGGAUGACAUGAUGAUGACAAUUAAGGAACAGGAG
Messenger RNA from Nannochloropsis gaditana CCMP526, 1660 nucleotides. RefSeq names its product endonuclease exonuclease phosphatase. Bases 6 to 1304 code for a protein of 432 amino acids. Gene Ontology annotation, molecular function: catalytic activity. The record is from RefSeq and is a predicted model, not a curated record. The transcript has 4 exons.